This is a messenger RNA of Ctenocephalides felis (cat flea), 1020 nucleotides long. Its product is annotated as CAAX prenyl protease 1 homolog. The transcript has a single exon. Bases 1 to 1020 code for a protein of 339 amino acids. The record is from RefSeq and is a predicted model, not a curated record. Gene Ontology annotation, molecular function: metalloendopeptidase activity. Gene Ontology annotation, cellular component: endoplasmic reticulum membrane. Gene Ontology annotation, biological process: CAAX-box protein processing. Lineage: Eukaryota; Metazoa; Arthropoda; Insecta; Siphonaptera; Pulicidae.
AUGGCUUUGAAACUUAAUCAACGCGGAAUAUUAGUUAUCAGUUCAUUUUUCAUCGUGAUAGAGAUCUGUUCUUCAAAAUUAUUCUACAUGCCUCUUGGUCUUUAUCGGGAUUUUGUACUUGAGGAAAAAUAUGGGUUUAAUAGACAAACAUUGUCGUUGCAUAUGCUUGAUUUGUUGAGAAUCACAAUAUUGCAAAUACUGGUAGAGGUACCAAUGUCUGCAGCUGCAGUGUACAUUAUAAAUCAAGGAGGUCAAUUUAUACACAUAUGGCUAUGGUUUAUACAACUAUUAUUUGUAAUUAUACUAAUGAGAAUAUUACCUACUUUUAUUCUUCCAAUGUUCAAUGAGUUCCAACCAAUGCCAGAUGGAUCCCUUAAAGACUCUAUAGCAAAUCUAGCGCAAACCGUAGGGUUUCCUUUAUCAGAAAUAUUUAUAAUGGACGGUUCCCGGCGCUCCAGCCGCGCAAAUGCAUUUUUUAUUGGAUCUUUUGGAACCAAACGCAUAGUUUUGUUCGACAACCUCUUGGCAAAAGAAAAUGACAAAGCUGUGUUAGAGGAUGAUGAAAUUCUAGCAGUUUUGUGCCACGAAUUCGGCCAUUGGAAACAUCGACAUGUGAUGAAAGGUUUCACGUAUCAGCAAAUAACUAUCUUAUUAAUUCUAACAUUAGUUUGCUCUACUAUAUCUUAUACUCCAAUGUACAAAGCAUUCGGAUUUCCUCCACAUCUCCAGUCUGCAAUCGUUGGAUUUUUUAUUAUCAGAGGAUAUAUUCUUAUACCUUUUUACUUUUUAGAAAAUUUGAUAUCAAAAUAUUUUGAACGCGCAAUGGAACUUCAAGCCGACAGCUUUGCUAUCGAUAUGAAUUAUGGUCAAGCACUUAGAAGUGGUUUGUUAAAAUUUAUGAAAAAUCAUUUUACAUUUCCACUAGAUGAUCCUUUAUACUCAAUGUGGAACUUUACGCAUCCGUCGCUAUUAGAACGUAUUCGAUACAUUGAUUCGAUUCAAAAAUUAAAAAAAGAAUAA